CAUCUCUCUCUCUCUCUCUCUCUCUCUCUGAUCGUCCGAUGGCGGCCAUGGACACCGACAUCAACAUGGUCCCCGCCGGCGAGGGUUCAAGCGGUGCUGGUCCGUCUUCGUCGGUAGCGAAGAAGCCCAAGAGGUUCGAGAUCAAGAAGUGGAACGCUGUCGCGCUCUGGGCUUGGGGUAUGCCGACUCGAAACCCUAGGAUCAGUCAUUUGGCUUUCAUUACCCCACCAUUGAGGGUUAGGGUAUUUUGGUUGAAGAUCUCUGAUCUUAUUUUCUUUGUUUUUUCUUGUUUCGAUGCAGAUAUCGUCGUGGAUAACUGUGCGAUUUGCCGGAAUCACAUCAUGGAUCUAUGCAUCGAGUGCCAGGCUAAUCAGGCCAGCGCGACCAGCGAGGAGUGCACCGUCGCUUGGGGUGUGUGCAAUCAUGCCUUUCACUUCCAUUGUAUCAGUCGAUGGCUGAAAACUCGCCAAGUUUGUCCACUGGACAAUAGUGAAUGGGAGUUCCAGAAAUAUGGGCACUGAAAGGUUGAUGAACCACCCAUAAGCAUCAAGCAUGCCAAACAAAGUGUGAAUCUAUCUUCUUCCUGCCUUUGCCCAAUUGUCCCAUGCUUGUAUGCGGUCAGUCUUAUCUGCGUUAUGAAUGAGGCGUCUGAUCCUAGUAGGACAUCUCUUAUUUCAUCGCUCUCUUUAACUUAUUAAGAUAUAUUGUAAAGUUGAUUCUUGUCAUCUUUUUUUAGCUUGGAUGGAAAAAAUAUAUUGAGUGACAGUAAUA
Molecule: messenger RNA, 771 nt
Organism: Dioscorea cayenensis subsp. rotundata (Guinea yam)
Lineage: Eukaryota; Viridiplantae; Streptophyta; Magnoliopsida; Dioscoreales; Dioscoreaceae
Product: RING-box protein 1a-like
Exons: 4
Coding region: 39-521 (160 amino acids)
Biological process (GO): protein ubiquitination; ubiquitin-dependent protein catabolic process
Cellular component (GO): nucleus; cullin-RING ubiquitin ligase complex
Molecular function (GO): zinc ion binding; cullin family protein binding; ubiquitin protein ligase activity
Source: RefSeq, a predicted model, not a curated record